GUGAGUUUAAAAGUGAGUUCUCGUCAUAACAUAUCUUCAUCCAAAGGAGUAACAAUACUAACAAAAAAAUCUGUUUAACAAGUGAAAGUAACUACUUUCCUUAUUACAAGUGUGGUGUAGUAAGGAAUAUUUACAAUUGACCGUUACAGCAAAGAGUACUCCUAUUUCUCAUCUGUGUGAAACGAAUAAGCUGCCAAAAUGACGAGACAAAUAGGUUUCGUCCUUUUGCUGAUUUCAUCAAACUGGAUUCAUUGCCACUGUUUUGCUGCAACGGAUUUCAAAGCACCUGUAAAUCAUAAACCAAGCUUUCACAAUUGUGGAGAGUACAAGCCGACAUUCAAAGAAGAACAAGAACCUGGGACAUCUGUACUCCGCGUGACCGCCACUGAUCCAGACCAAUCUCAAACGGUUAAGUACAGCAUUUUAAAUGUAACGAGACAAGAAGAGCUUUUCACCAUCGAUGAAAAUACCGGUGAGAUCUUUUCGGCACAAAUUUUCGAUCGAGAUCCUCCGUAUCGGGAUACCGAGUUUUACAUCACGGUACGAGCGACCGAUAACGGUCUGCCCAGUCUGGAUGAUGUGUGCACAAUCAAAGUGACAAUUCUAGACAUCAAUGACAAUCCGCCAGUGUUUGAGAAAGAUUAUUAUGAAGCGUUUGUCUCCAUGAAUACGACACUACGCCAGCAUGUGACCAUCAUCACAGCAAAGGAUAUCGACGACCAAACAAAUGACGUUUUUUUCGAAAUCGUAAAGGAAUAUGAAGAUAGCAGUUACUUCGAGAUUGACCAACAUACUGGUGUACUCACACUGGCUAAGCGCAUCGAUCGCCACCCAGGAGAGUAUUAUGCACUUCGUGUUCGCGCUUACAACCAAGGUUGUAUAGAAAACGAAUCAGAACACCCAGAAGUUGAUGUGAAAGUACGCAUAAUUGACGCUGACAAACGCUUACCAUAUUUCACCAAAGUGCCAGAAGCUCCCGUCAAAUUACACGAAAAUUUCACUGCAUUUGAUCAGGUAUUGGCAGAGUUUGAAGCGAAUUCAAAUAUAAAUAAUGAAAGCACCGUUAUUUUUAAAAUAGUUCGAGGUAAAUUUGAACAGACCAACUCGAUGAACACAUUCCUGUUGGAGCAGAUUGAUAAUACAGCCCACAUUAAGCUGGCAAGAGCGCUCGAUUAUGAAAGGGUCAACGAAUACACGAUAACGGUGAGAGCUACGAACAGGCACGAUAUAGCGGUGGAGGCUGAGGUGAAGAUCAUGAUCCUGGACGUGAAUGAUAAUAUUCCGGUGAUCAUUAAAGAUGUAUCAUAUCUCGAAUAUGAACUCAUCGACAAUUCACCGGUAAUCCAAAUACAUGCGUACGAUUUGGAUGCUACAUCAGCUAACAAUAUAAUUUCGUAUAGCAUCGCAGAAAGUAAUCAGCUGCAUUUUACAAUUGAUUCCCACACCGGAACAGUAACGAAACAGAAUAGGUUCAAUGAUGACGAAAAGGACAUUUAUUUUAUUAAAAUAUUUGCCUCAGACAACGCACCAUCCGCCUUAUUUCGAAAUGAUAAACCAAAUAUGAGCUCUCACACGUUAAUAGUUAAAAUUAUCAACAGAGACCUUAACAUCAUUUCCCACAAUGCAGUCACUAACAUUCAAGGACUAAAACAGCGUUCCACUAAUGGCAACACAUUUCACAAAGUUCAAAGUUAUGAGCAGUUCAAUUAUAUCAAUGAAAGGCACAUCAUUGUUCACAAUUAUGAAGGCACGCUUACAGAUAAACUGAUUAGAAGUGUGUACGUCAAUCAUGAUCAGGAAGAUCUUCCCAACAAGAUGUUCCUUUGGGAUGAGAUGACGCCGGAGACGAAUAGGAAGCUCUUCAAACUCAACAUCAACACCGGUAUGAUCACGAUGCUAAAAGGCACACCCGAAGGAAUAUACAAUCUAGCGUUCACUGUGAUUGAAGAAUCGUCCUAUUUUCCACGGCACAACGUAUCUGCUCGAGUGACGGUGACAGUGAAGAAUAUCUCGGCGAAAACAGUCAACCAGAGUGGAUCGAUUCGCUUCUACAAUGUAACUGCUGAGACAUUCAUAUCUCAGACACUGGGUGAGCUCAACACUCCCAUGUAUCGACUUCAGCAAAGCAUUGCAAGCAUUUUAGAUACCAGCCCAGAUCAGGUAGACAUAUUCACGAUCAACAAUCGUAAGCUUGCCCGGGGUGCAUUCUUGGACGUGUUCUUUGCAGUAGAUGAUACUAUUUACACAUCGUCAGAGGUCUUAAAUGCAGUGUUAAGUUUGCAUCUACGCAAAUUGGAGAAAGACGUCGGGUAUCGGAUUGUGACGGUUGGUAUCGAUGAGUGCAUCGAGAAAGGACAUACAUGUGCACAGACAUGCAAGAACAAGGUCCUUAAAACAGCAAAACCAAUCGUAGUGCACACCAACACUAGCUCUUUUGUAGGAAUGACCACAUUGGUGCAAGCACAAUGCAUCCCACAGAUAGAAUCUUCGUUGGUAGCAUGCUUGAAUGGUGGCACUUUCCAGAAUGGUAAAUGUAAAUGUCCCAUGGGGUUCGAAGGUUCCCUGUGUGAGAAAUUGGACAUCUGUUUUGAUGGAAGUGGGUAUGCAAUCUAUCCAUCGAUCAACAGUGGCAACGUAAACAACAUCAGCAUUGAGUUAUUGCCCCGACAUAAAGACGGGUUGGUAUUCUACAUGGGUCCUCUGAAGUAUGACCCAUCUUUGAAGACAUCACCUUUUCUGGCAUUAGAAAUCAACGAUGGUAUGUUGGUCUUACUAUUGGAUUAUGGAACUGGGACGAGCCGUUUCGAGCAUCAACAAAUAGUUUUACACGAGAUUACUAAAGUUCAGGUUAUUUUACAGCCAUAUAGGAUUGAGAUAAAAACAGUGACCAAUAAGAUGGUGAGCAGUAGGAGUCAUUAUGAAAAUAAGGAUUGGAGCGGGUUUCUUACAGGUAAUGUGUCUCUUCAACUAGGAGUUUCUUCAAUUAGUCUCGAUAAGCUGGGAUCUCUAUACAGCUGGAAAUAUGUACCAUAUACGAAGAGUUUUGAUGGAUGUCUACGCAAUCUUACAAUAAACGGGCGCACGGUAGACUUUACCCAAACGAGUCACAAACAUAAUGUUUUAUUCAAUUCCCAGGGAUUCACAGCAGUAGGUAAACAAACUUUUUCGGUAUGGAUUGUAGCUUUAAUAAUAGCGAUAAUGACGAUUUUGAUAAUUAUCGUUAUAGGAUUAAAGGACUUCUUAAAAUCAUGGAUUAAGAUAUUAAUCAGAAAACUGCAAACAGAAUCAAUGAACAUGAUGGUAGAAUUGCAUCCUGCACCUGAACAAUUACCAUGCUUUACCGAAGUCGAUGAAAGAUGUGUCGGAUUGUUUAGUGUCUACUUUGAUUCAACAACACAACGUUGUAUUCUAUCAUAUCUAACAAGGUUUGGUUCCGAGCUCUCACCACUACCCCUAAUCUCGUAACUACAAAAGAAAUAUUUAUACAAAGCGUGCUGGCAGCUGCUGGUGUUUGAAACGUUAGAAAACCGAAGAAAAAACACACGAUCCUGUUUUAUCGCGAUAUUGUUGUUUGGAAAGACAUAUGCCCGUCGCUGGUACAGAAGCUGAAUUUUGUAGUUCCUCGUCAAUCGUCCAGACGACGACGAUUAUUACAAGAAGCACGAUAUAAUACUCGAUAUGUCACACACAGUCCACUUUCAGCAAUGGUAUGUUGUUUUAACGAAGCUGCGGAACAUCUCGAUUACGGCUCGAUUAAGCUAUAACACAUUUUAAAGCUACAAACUAAAAAAAAUAGGUUAAGUUAAGUUAGAUAAUUAAAUAUGUAUUGUAAUGUGAGUUUUUCGGCUCUCAUUAAAUCAAACGUGGUAGAGUAGUUAACAACUUAUAAUAGUAACAUUAAUAAUAAUUGUUAUGGUGAUUAUUUUGCUUUGGUGAGCUAACCUGUAACCAUCACGGCUCUCACUGAGCAGCAUCUCGUGAGAUGCCGCUUGUGACGUGAUCGCCGAAAGAUCUCUCUCUCUCUCUCUCUCUCUCUCUCUCUCUCUCUCUCUCUCUCUCUCUCUCUCUCUCUCUCUCUCCGGUGCGCCUUAUUAUAAGAUAAUGAAUAAAUAUUUACGUGUGUAACUCAAUCGCGAGCAUUCGUUUACCUUUUUUUAUCAUCGCAUGACGACAUUUUUAGCAUUACUUUUGAUAUUUGGAACUGUAUCGCGGAAUCGCAUAAUGUGGAAUCGCGAACUGUAACGACUAUCGUCAUCGUUUAUUUCAAUAUGGGUCUCCUAGCAACAAACGACCUUCAAAUUAUAAACAACAAUGCUUUGUAUCUGAUUCGUAAUGUGAUUCGUAUACAGUUCAGCUUAAGAAGUAAACCGACAAAAUUUCGGAGGUAUGUCGACACAAAACGGAAAAACAGCUUCCUGCCAGAUAUAGUUUCCUUUAAUGGAACAACUUCGUGUAGCAAAGAGGAAACCUGCAAUUUAUUUACCGAUCGU
Molecule: messenger RNA, 4490 nt
Organism: Anopheles merus
Lineage: Eukaryota; Metazoa; Arthropoda; Insecta; Diptera; Culicidae
Product: DE-cadherin-like
Exons: 3
Coding region: 199-3465 (1088 amino acids)
Biological process (GO): homophilic cell-cell adhesion
Cellular component (GO): plasma membrane
Molecular function (GO): calcium ion binding
Source: RefSeq, a predicted model, not a curated record